AUGAAUCUUUAUCAACUUUUUCAAUUACUGUUAACAUUAUUCAUCAUUAAAUUAAGUUUACCAUUUGCCAGAAGGAUGUAUUCAAACGUAAAGAGAAACACAAGAAACCUAUUAAUGCCUAGAAAUAAUAACAGAUACGUUCAAAAUGAAGCAUUUUUGAAGAGAGGUGGUUACCUUGCUGGUCUUCUGAACGAAGGUAACACAUGUUUUAUGAACUCUGUUCUUCAAUCUUUAGCAUCAUCACAAGAGUUAAUGAAAUUUCUUCAAGAGACUAUCGAUAAAGAUGAAGAUGACUCAAAUGAAGUCAAAUUCUCCAUUGCAUUAUUAGAUCUAUUGAAUAAAUUAGAUGGGAAAUAUGGAACGCAAAGAGCAUGGUUUGAAACCACCAAAUUAUUGAAAACCAUGUCAAAUGGACCAAAUAAAAAUAUUAUAUUGGGUUAUGAUCAAGAAGAUGCACAAGAGUUUUUCCAACAAAUUUUACUUGAGUUAGAAAAGGAUGUGAAAUUGGUUAAUCAAGAAGAAGCAGACGAAAAGAAGGCUAACAAUGGUAACCAUAAAAAACAUGUUUGCCAAAAAGACCUACCAACCGAUGCACUAUUAAACCAAGAUGAUUUACAAAAAGUUGGAACAGUUUAUAUUCCAACUGACCAAAUUGAACCCAACUUGGUCAACUCUAAAGAAGAGAAUUAUUAUACACCUUUCAGACUAGUUACUCCAUUAGAUGGUACAACUGUUGAAAGAGUUGGUUGUUUAACUUGUGGUGAGAAUGGUGGGAUUAGAUAUUCUGUAUUCUCUGGUCUAAGUUUAAACCUACCAAGUGAAAACAUUGGUGCCACUUUAAAAUUAACUGAGCUAUUAAAUGAAUGGAGUAAACCUGAAAUAAUUGAAGGUGUUGAUUGUAAUCGUUGUGCCCUUAAUGCUGUUCGUGAACAUUUACAAAAUCAAAUUGAAUCUAACAGUGCAAUGCCAACUAAAUUAGCCGAUGCCAUUAAGGGAAGAAUCGCUAAAUUAGAUGACGUUUUGUCUAAACCUGUGAUUGAUGAUGAAGAUUAUAAGGAGCUACAUACAGAAAAUAUGGUUCGUAAAUGUUCUAAAUCUAAACAAAUUAUUAUGUCAAGGCCACCACCAUUAUUGUCAAUCCAUAUUAACAGAUCUGUUUUCGAUCCACGUACAUAUAUGAUUAGAAAAAACAAUUCAAGAGUAUUAUUCAAGUCUAGAAUAAACUUAGGACCAUGGUGUUGCACACCAAAUGAGAUUAAUUUAGAUGCUAGAUUACCUCUAUCUAAAAAAGAACCAGUAUCUGAUGAAUCCAGUGAGGAUGAAAAUAUUGGGGGUGAAUAUUAUGCUAAUUUACACCACAGAUUCGAACAAGAAUUUGAAGAUAGUGACGAAGAUAGUGAUGAAGAAGGUUAUAAUGUGCAAAAUGCCAGACGUAAAGAUGUAACAGACUAUGAUCCUCUUGGUGGUGAAAUGGAUGAUUCAGAUUAUUCCACAGAACAACAUGGUCAAGAGGAAGACGGUGUUGAGUACAUAGAAGAAGUUGAUUCCUUAGGAAAUACGAUUAGAAGGAAAAUAAUUAAGACAGAAGAAAAUGAUGUGGAUGAAAAGGAAGAUAUGGACGUUGAACAUGUUGAAAAUAAUAUGGACUGUGAUAGUGAUGAGAAUCAUGUUGCCUUAGAAGACAGAAGGGAUUCUGACAGCGAUGAUUCAGAACCAGAAACAAAUUUUGACGAAGAUACUAAAGAACAAAUUGUACCAAAAUUAUCGACUGUUCCUGCAACACCAUUAACAUAUUCAUUAAGAGCCGUUAUCAUUCAUUAUGGUACUCAUAACUAUGGUCAUUAUAUUGUCUUUAGAAAACAUAGAGGGUUAUGGUGGAGAAUUUCUGAUGAGACUGCUGAUGUUGUUGAGGAAGAAGAAGUCUUGUCUACACCAGGUGUAUUCAUGCUAUUUUAUGAAUAUGACUAUGAUCAAGCUACAGGUAAAAUGAAGGAUGAUAUUGCAGAAUAUGAGGAAGAAGAUAGCUUCCCAGAAAUUCUUCCAGAAAAACAAACCACAGAAGCCUCUGGAAUAGAUAUCAAUGAGCGUUCAGAGAAUCGUAGCAACGAACAAGAAAAGGAAGAAUCAUUGACUGAGGAAGAACAAUUACCAGAAAGUUUGGAAACUAUGCAAGCUGAAGACAAGUUAAAUUGA
Messenger RNA from Maudiozyma saulgeensis, 2193 nucleotides. NCBI's taxonomy places the organism in Eukaryota, Fungi, Ascomycota, Saccharomycetes, Saccharomycetales, Saccharomycetaceae. The record is from the annotation of a GenBank genome assembly.